Messenger RNA from Anopheles nili, 2042 nucleotides. It is a transcript of the gene ple, whose product is annotated as tyrosine 3-monooxygenase. The transcript has 8 exons. Gene Ontology annotation, cellular component: perikaryon; cytoplasm; axon. The coding region runs from base 1 to 1602 and encodes 533 amino acids. The record is from RefSeq and is a predicted model, not a curated record. Gene Ontology annotation, molecular function: tyrosine 3-monooxygenase activity; iron ion binding. Gene Ontology annotation, biological process: dopamine biosynthetic process from tyrosine. NCBI's taxonomy places the organism in Eukaryota, Metazoa, Arthropoda, Insecta, Diptera, Culicidae.
AUGAUGGCCGUCGCCGCUGCCCAGAAGAACCGUGAAAUGUUCGCGAUCAAGAAAUCUUACAGCAUCGAGAACGGAUACCCAUCCCGGCGCCGUUCUCUGGUCGACGAUGCCCGCUUCGAGACGAUUGUGGUCAAGCAAACCAAACAAACCGUUCUGGACGAGGCCCGCGCAAAGGCCAACGAUUCUAGUUUGGAGUGUUCCAUUCUGCAGGCCCAAGAACAGCAUCAGCAAGGUAAACAAAAUUCCGCAAGAGACGCUGGGCUGACCGAGGAGGAAGUGGUACUGCAGAACGCCGCCUCGGAAUCGCCCGAAGCCGAAAAGGAGGUGGUCCGUGCCGCGGUAGUCGUCCGACUGCGCGAUGGCAUGGGCUCGCUCGGACGCAUCCUCAAGGCGGUGGAGACGUACCACGGUACCGUGGUACACCUGGAGUCCCGCCAGUCCCGCAGCGAGGGCGUCCUGUUCGAUGUCCUUGUCAAGGUUGACAUGGCGCGCUCGAACCUGCUGCAGCUGAUCCGCUCCCUGCGCCAGACGCAGUCCUUCGGUAGCGUUAGCUUGCUGUCGGAGAACAACGUCAACGUGAAGGCGCCCUGGUUCCCGAAGCACGCCUCGGAGCUCGACAACUGCAACCACCUGAUGACGAAGUACGAACCGGAUCUGGACAUGAACCAUCCCGGUUUCGCCGAUCAGGUGUACCGCGCCCGCCGAAAGGAGAUCGCCGAGAUCGCUUUCGCCUACCGAUACGGAGACCCGAUCCCGCACAUCGACUACGCCGAGACGGAGAACAAGACCUGGUCGGCCGUGUUCGGGCGCGUGAAGGAGCUGAUGGUGAAGCACGCCUGCUCGGAGUACAUCGCCGUCUUCAAGAAGCUCGAGGACGAGAAGAUCUUCGUGAAGGAGCGCAUCCCGCAGCUGCAGGAAAUGAGCGAUUUCCUGCGCCGGAACACCGGUUUCACGCUUCGCCCGGCCGCCGGUCUGCUGACGGCGCGCGAUUUUCUCGCAUCGCUCGCGUUCCGCAUCUUCCAGAGCACGCAGUACGUGCGGCACAUCAACUCGCCCUACCACACGCCGGAACCCGAUUGCAUCCACGAGCUGCUCGGACACAUGCCGCUGCUCGCCGAUCCGAGCUUCGCCCAGUUCUCGCAAGAAAUCGGAUUAGCCUCGCUCGGUGCCUCGGAUGAGGAAAUUGAAAAGCUCUCCACGGUGUACUGGUUCACGGUCGAGUUCGGGCUGUGCAAGGAGAAGGACGAAGUGAAGGCGUACGGUGCGGGACUGCUGUCCGCCUACGGUGAGCUGCUGCACGCCAUCAGCGACAAACCGGAGCACCGUGCGUUCGAGCCGGCCUCGACCGCCGUCCAGCCGUACCAGGACCAGGAGUACCAGCCGAUCUACUACGUCGCGGAGAGCUUCGAGGACGCGAAGGAGAAGUUCCGCCGCUGGGUUUCGACCAUGUCCCGACCGUUCGAGGUGCGCUUCAACCCGCACACCGAGCGCGUCGAGGUGCUCGAUUCGGUCGACAAGCUGGAAACGCUCGUCUCGCAGCUCAACACCGAGGUGUUGCACCUUACGAACGCCAUCGCUAAGCUGAAGCAGCCGUUCUGCUAAGCUGCGCGCCUGGCACGGGUUCGGGGUUUUUGUUCCCUUUGACUGGGGAGCAGCCCCGUUUUGUUCCGGGCGAGGCGUAAGAAGGCAGCGAAACAAAAUCAGCAGCAUGUGAUCUGAUGCGUGUGAUGAAAAUGCGCGAGAAGGUGGACGAACGCGCCCCAGCGAAAGAAGCGAGCGAACGAGCGUGUGUGUGUGAGAGAGAGAGAGAGAGCAGAAGAGAGAGAGAGAGAGAGAGAGAGAGAGAGAGAAAAGCGAGACCCUACAGCAAAAGCAAGGACAAUACGCGUACCCGCAGGCUUCCCAGCGCCCUAAAAGGAGCGUCCUGGAUGAUGCCCUUUAAAGGACGCAUGGCAUGGCUACUAGCGCCAUCUAGCGGAAAAAAAACGCUGUGCUCGAUGUAUACUAGAAAACUGCAUUGCUGCACUAGCACCACUAUUAGU